AUGGGAGAAACAGGAGAUGAUUCAAAAACUCUUAGGGAGUUGUUCUCACCCAUAACCACCAACCCUUCAUCUUGCAUAGUAUUGCCUGCAACCACUGCUGCACAUUUUGAGUUAAAGCCACAGAUAAUCCACCUUCUUCCUACUUUUCAUGGAUUGGAUAGAGAAGAUCCUUAUAUGCAUGUGAAGGCUUUUCUUGAGAUUUGUGCGACUUGUAAGUUUCAGAAUUUCACUGAUGACUCUAUUCGCUUGCGUUUAUUCCCUUUUUCCUUGAAGGAUAAGGCAAAAGCAUGGCUUAAUUCUUUGUCACCUGGAUCUAUCACUUCAUGGGAAUUGUUGGUCACAAAAUUCCUCUCUAAAUUUUUCCCAAUGGCCAAGACCAAUGCUUUGAGGAGAGAAAUUGCAGAUUUUUAUCAGGAUGAACAAGAGAAAUUUUAUGAGAGUUGGGAGAGAUUUAAGGACUUGAUCUUAAAGUGUCCUCAUCAUGGUUUUGAAACAUGGAGACUAGUACAAUAUUUUUAUAAUGGUUUGACUCAGACAAAUCGUAACAUGAUUGAGUCCAUGAAUGGUGGUGGAUUUUUGAGUCUUAGGGAUGAUGAGGCAUACAAAUUUCUUGAGAAUCUGUCAGAAAGCUCACAACAAUGGGAUUUUUCCAAUUGUAGAGAGAGAUCUGCCCCUGCAAUUAAGAAAGGAGGAUUGUAUGAAGUUAGUGAAGAUUUAGACAUAAAAGCUAGUUUGGACAAUCUCACUCGUAAGGUUGAAGCUUUAGCUUUAGGUAGAGGGAUGAAUUCUGUCAAUCAAAUUCAAAGUGAAACAUGCUCUAUUUGUGCAAGUCCUAUGCAUACAACACAAAUGUGUCCUUCCACAGUUGGUUACCCUGAUUUUUAUACUGAGCAAGCAAAUGCAUUGAAUAAUUAUGGAAAACCACUUGCUAGUCCAUUUUCAAAGACAUACAAUCCAAAUUGGAGGAACCAUCCUAAUUUCUCAUGGAGGCAAAAUCAGCCUCCCACAAAUGUAGGUGGACAACAAGUGCAUCAACAAAGUCAAUUUCGUCCACCUACUCAAGCAUAUCCUCCCAUUCCUCAAUCAACACCUCAGUUUGUAGCACCACCAAGACAACAACCAUCUUUGGAGGAGCCUCUCAAAACUUUCAUGCAAUCAACUAGCCAAGCCAUUCAAGAGAUGAAAAGUUCCACCCAUUUGAAUACUCAAGCUAUUUCAAAGUUGGAAAAUCAAGUUGGCCAGUUAGCAACCCAAGUUGGAGAGAGGGAAAAAGGAAAGUUUCCUAGUCAACCUAUACCUAACCCAAAAGGGCAGUAUGCAAUUAAUGGUUCUUCUAGUUCUACUCAUGCACAUGAAUCUGUUCAGUCUAUUACUACCCUUAGGUCUGGUAAGCAAGUUGAUAAUCAAGUGAAAAUGCCAGAAGUGGAGGAUGGUGAAAAUAUUGUGUUAAAGGAAAAGGGAACUCAUAGUUCACAAGAUGAUCAUAGAGAAAAGAAGGGCAACUCAACCUUAAUUCCAAUUCAGGAUCUUAGUUCUCCCCUUGAUAGGAGGUUUGUUCCUAAAGCUCCAUUCCCUCAAAGUUUAAUCAGUCCUCAGAAAAGUGCACAAUUUGGAGAUAUUUUAGAGGUUUUUAAGCAAGUGCAAAUUAAUAUUCCAUUUCUUGAUGCAAUUCAGCAAGUUCCUACUUAUGCCAAGUUUCUAAAAGAUCUUGUGACAAUGAAGAGAAAGACAAAUGUCCCUAAAAAGGCAUUUUUGACCGAGCAAGUCAGUUCAAUCAUCCAGAAUAAAUAUCCAGUGAAAUGUAAGGACCCAGGAUCCCCUACAAUUUCAUGCAGGAUUGGGGAUCAUCUCAUUGAGCGAGCUUUGCUAGAUUUGGGGGCAACUGAUAGGUCUGUGAAAAUCCCUAGAGGUAUUGUUGAGGAUGUGCUGAUUAAGGUGGAUGCGUUCUAUUUUCCUGUUGAUUUUGUUGUGUUAGACACUAAGCCUGCUCUAAAUGCCAGUACACAAAUCCAUGUCAUUUUGGGUCACCCUUUCUUAGCCACAUCCAAUGCUUUGAUCAAUUGUCGGAGUGGUGUGAUGAAGAUUUCUUUUGGGAAUAUGACUGUUGAGCUUAAUAUUUUUGACAUAAGUAAGCAAGUACUAGACAAUGAGGAUAUAUGUGAGGUUAACAUGAUUGGGAGCCUAGUCCAUGAUACUUUCCUACAAUCAAGUUGUGAGGAUCCCCCAAAGGCUUGCUUAACCCGUUUUGAUUGCAAUUUGGAUACUGAAAAAUCAAUUGAGGAGGUCAAUGCAUUGUUGGAUUCUGUUCCUCUCUUAAGUAUUGAUAGCUGGCAGCCAAAAGUGGUCCCUUUCCCACUUUCUUCAUCCCCAUUCCCAUCUAUUAUAGAACCACCAAAGUUGGAUGACUUUUGGGAACACCAGUUGAUAAGUAUACCUCAAGAGCAUAAGGAAGCUAUAGGUUGGAAAAUUGUUGAUAUUAAGGAUAUUAGUCCCUUUGUGGUUAUGCAUAGAAUUCACUUGGAAGAGAUUGCUAAAGCUUCUCAACAUGUUUUUGACCCAGCUGAUAUUUGA
Messenger RNA from Quercus robur (English oak), 2571 nucleotides. RefSeq lists its product as uncharacterized. The record is from RefSeq and is a predicted model, not a curated record. Bases 1 to 2571 code for a protein of 856 amino acids. NCBI's taxonomy places the organism in Eukaryota, Viridiplantae, Streptophyta, Magnoliopsida, Fagales, Fagaceae. The transcript is spliced from 3 exons.